Messenger RNA from Cavia porcellus (domestic guinea pig), 2306 nucleotides. It is a transcript of the gene Zbbx, whose product is annotated as zinc finger B-box domain containing. The transcript has 17 exons. Bases 161 to 2152 code for a protein of 663 amino acids. Lineage: Eukaryota; Metazoa; Chordata; Mammalia; Rodentia; Caviidae. Gene Ontology annotation, molecular function: zinc ion binding. The record is from RefSeq and is a predicted model, not a curated record.
CGGCUGAGCCUCCCGGUUGCUAUGGGUACCAAAGUAACAAGGUCGCUAAGGAGACCAAAGCGGAAACUGAGGAGCAGGCUGGCUGAAGUGGCAAAAGGCUGGGGUCUCCGAAAAAUUAGUCUUACCAACUGGAAUAUUUUUACCAAUAUUAGCAAUAAUCAUGAACACUAAAGAUUUUGUAGUUCUUCCAUGGGGAAAAUCUGGAAAUUCUAUAAAACUAAAAUAUAAAAAUGUUCAAGAACUGCAAAUGGAGAAGAUACAAUUGGAAUUGGAGAACCAAGAGUUGGAAAGGAAAUUACAAGAAUUCAAGUCAACAAAGAGUAGAGAAAAGAAGGAAAUGAAGUCAAAUGAAUAUCAUUGGAAAUCAGGAAAAGUGGCCAAACUGAGUAAUCAGUCACAUAUGCUUUCACAAAAUAAAGGAACUGCUAUUAAGCUUUCUCCCGGUAAAGUGAAAUUAAAAUUACUGAAGCAGCAACUUCAAGAUCCAGUGAAAACACCUAUUAAUUACAAAAUGGAAAAUUUUUCUAGAAGUGAAAAACCCAAGAUAAAAGGGAAGGUUUGUGGACAAUGUGAGAACAAAGCUGCUCUGCUCGUUUGCCUUGAUUGUGGUGAAGAUUAUUGUUCGGGAUGCUUUGCUAAAAUACACCAGAAGGGGGCACUAAAGCUCCACAGAACAACUCUUGUGCAGGCAAGAUCUCAAGUAUUAUCCAGAGUUUUGGAUGUUGCCCAUGGAUUUAUAAAGGAGUUUAAUACAGUUGAAAUCAAAGGAAAGAACAGUUCUAUGAAAGAGACCAGUGAGAGUCAACACAUGGCCAAACCUUUAGCUCUGAAAGAAAGCUGCACUGAGGUAGAAAUUACAACAACAAAAAGAGCUGAAUGUACAGAGCCAAAAGACAGGCUCUUGUUUGAAGGGUCAUUUGAUGAAGGCACUUCUGCCCAGUCCUUUCAAGAGGCAUUAAGUCAGUGGAGAACUGGAAACAGUGGGGACCAGGAGAAACAGAACUUACUUUCAGCAAAGCCAGACUCAUUGGAAGAAUGUGCAGUACAAACUAAUUUGAAAAUUUGGAGAGAACCUAUUAAUGUUGAAUUUAAAGAAGAAAGUCUCUCCUAUAUGGAAAAAUUAUGGCUUAAAAAACACAGAAGAACUCCACAGGAACAAGCUCUUAGCCUGCUACCAGAUACAUUCAUGCAUCCAUGUGAAGCUAGUAGUGAGGCAUGGUGCCUUCAGAAUGGAAAUGAUGAAGAUGAUGAUGUCCAGGGGACCAAAGCACAAUACCCAGCAUUGUUUAUGCCAGUAGAAGAAUUAAACACAGAGAGACCUGAACCAUCUAUAAAGAUAAUAGAAUUGGAUGAUACUUAUGAAGAGGAACUUGAAGAACCAGGAGACUUUGUGCCUUACAAAGUUGAAUUAGCUAAUGCAGAUUGCCAGCUAAGGCAUACAUUUCAUGAUUAUGAGAAGUACAAAUUUCCAUGUGAAAAUGACAGCUAUCAAGACCAUAUUUUUGACAAAGUAAAAACAGAUCUCUCAAAUUUUGCUUUGCCUUACAACUCUACAUAUUAUAAAGAUUAUAUAAAAGUGAUCACUUGUGAUUUUAAUGCAGUUUACUUGAUUUUUUCCUUUUUUGUUUUAGGCCAGAAAUCACAUAGAUCAACAGCAAACUUACCACUUUCCAACAGUAGUGAAAAGAGCUCCAGCUGCCUUUUGUCCUCUCAUCCUCAAUCAAGAAAUGCAGCUGCUCAGUCAUUAUCUGGAUCUGCUUUUGAAAUUUCAGAAACUGAAUACAUUGAUAAAAUUGGUGACAAUGUGCUUUUCUUAGACAACAUUUCUGAUCACCAAUUCUUAGAUGGUUCAGAAAAAGAAUUAAAUAUACUUAUAAAUCCUGCAGAUCCUACAGAAAAAGUUUGCAACCCAAACACAGAAGAGUUACCAGCUUUCAACAACAAUUCCCUCAACAGAAGUCAGAUAUCUUCAGAUUUCUUCAAUACCUCAAAUGUGAAGAGCCUCUGUGAAGUUGAAGAAUUAAGCUCUUCUAGAAAAGAUACCAAAAUGCAAUCUUUGCUGUCACUUUCUGAGAGCAGUAUGGAUGAUGAAACAGAAGAUUUUCUUGACAAACUACUUGUCAUCACACUAUCACGGUCAAAGAGUAUUUAGAGACCACUUGUUAAUUAUUUUUCCAUUUUGUACUCAGAGUAAAGCAAACAACAGAAAAUUGUUGCUGAUUACCUUUCCAGGCACUGGAGAUUUUGAUUAUUAAUGUCUCUGAUAUUUCAAGGCUUGCAAACAAAUAAAAAAAGUGAAAUUGUAA